Argentina anserina (silverweed cinquefoil) is the source of this 2165-nucleotide messenger RNA. RefSeq lists its product as uncharacterized. The record is from RefSeq and is a predicted model, not a curated record. Lineage: Eukaryota; Viridiplantae; Streptophyta; Magnoliopsida; Rosales; Rosaceae. Bases 1042 to 1977 code for a protein of 311 amino acids. The transcript has 2 exons. Gene Ontology annotation, cellular component: membrane.
UCUUUGUGUUUUCUGCAAUCUCAUGAGCUUAUCUCUCAAAUCUUGAAGUGAUUUCUGGGCCUUAAACCCUCUUGUGGAUCAAUCACUGUUCAUUUUAAUCCCAGUUUUCUCGCUUCUCAUAAAAACCAAAUCUUUUACUGCUUUCCCGGUAUUUCAGCUCCUUCCAUCUUCUUCCUCUUCUUCUCCAAUUCGAUUCCGAACCCAUCACGGAGUCGAAUUGAAGCUUUUCCAUAUAAACACUAUUCACUGUAUUCAGAUUUAGUCAAAAUGCAGACCAUUUGUGGAGGGUGACCGCCAUUAAAGCUCUGAAUUUUUCUUUCACCUACUUGCGUUUUGGGGUUGGUGCAAAAGCCAUUUUGGUCAUUUAGUGUGAUUGAAUGAUGGGAUUCUUCGAGAGUGUUCGUUUCUCACGUGCUUUUUGGUGGUUGAUUGUUGGUCUCAAUUUGCGUUUCAUUGUGGGGUUUUGAGGUGCAUGGUGUUUUCUGGUGUUCUUGCCCCAAAUUGCUGUAGAAACCCCUGAAAGAUUCUGCAUUGGAGCCGAGAUCAGGUGGUUUGGUAAUCAGGGUGCUUAGUUUUUGGAUAGUUUGGAGAGGAAGGAGUGAGUGUUCUGGGUUUAAGUGUUGAAUUUGAUUCGUGCUGAUUGUGUGUUUAUGGAGCGGAAUCAUGGGUUUUGAGUCCUUUUGAGCAAGGAAGAUUCCCAGUCUUAAAGUUCUUUGAGGUUUUGAGAGAGCUUGUAUAACAAGGAACCCAAAAGGGAAAAGGAGAAUCUUGAUUUUGCAACGGCUGAAACCUUGAAAGCCGCUUUCUUUACACUCAGAAGACAUAGACUCUAGCAAGUUCCCGUUGUUCCUAUUUAUUUGGAGAUUCAUAAGUUUGAUGGCAUUGCAGCUUAGUUUUUAGAAAUCUAUUGCACAUUUCAGUUACCAUAUCUUUGGAUCCAAGGUGUUGUUUAUCCGGGUGUUCAGUUAGUUCUCUGGGAAUUCGGGUUUUGCCUGGUUGGUUCGAGCAGCAUUGUUGGGAUUUUGGCAUUCCGAAGCAUCGAUGGGGCUUCCUUUCCGAAGUCUCGCGAUGCUAGUGGUUCUGAUAUGGUUAUCACGGCUGGCUUAUAUCUCGGCACAGUUGGCUAGUGGCCCUCUCGAUGUGCUUCUUCAAGAUUAUGCUUUCAGGGCCUUUGUUCAUCCCAAGACUGGAGUUCCCUAUGAUGCACAGGUUCCUUCGAAUUUGACUGGAAUUCAGAUUGCAGCUUUGAGGCUCAGGAGUGGAAGCUUGUACAGGAGAGGUGUAGUGUACAAAGAGUUUGAGUUCCCAAAGGGAGUCGAUGAGACUCCAUAUGCGGAGAGGCUUGUCCUGGUGUACCAGAACUUAGGCAAUUGGUCAAUGGCGUAUUAUCCAUUACCAGGACAUUCUUACUUAGCUCCAGUGUUGGGUCUCCUUGCUUAUGAUGCUAUUGAUUUAUCAGCAAAAAAUUUACCAUACUUGGAUAUCAAGGCAGGUGAUAAUCCCAUAAAAAUCAAAUUUCAGGAUGUGAAACCACACCCUGAUGGCUCUGUGGUGAAGUGUGUUACUUUUAAUUUGGAUGGUACUAUCGAUUUCAGUGAUGUCGGAUCAGGCAAUACAUGUUCAGCAGUCCAACAGGGGCACUUCUCUAUUGUGGUCGAGUUCGUUGCUCCUGCUCCAUCACCGGUCACCUCUAUUACUCCCCCGAGUCCUGCUCCUGGUGGUCGAGGAAAGAAGAAGAGUAAUUCAAAAACAUGGAUAAUUGUUGGGUCUGUGCUCGGUGGAUUAGCAUUGUUGGCGUUGUUGGCAUUCCUGGUACUCUGGGUGCGCAAAUGCAGGGAAAGAAAACAUUUGGAAGAGAUGGAGAAGGCUGCAGAUUUAGGAGAAGCUUUGCAUAUGACAACAGUUGGAGAUACAAAAGCACCUUCAGCGACGGUUACUCGAACACAACCUACAAUUGAGCAUGACUACGUGCCUUGACUUUGCCACCCCAUCUGUACAAGCUUCAUGCCCUUUCCAAAACUUCAAUUCCUGUGGAUCACACACCCUCCUUGCUGUUUCUGCCUAGAUUCUUUUGUUUCACUGUGAGUACAAUAGAAUUUUUGUGUAAAUCUGUUAUCACUCACCAAUAGUUUACUAUGAUUCAUUGUGGUGUUAAGUUUAGCACA